AGUACCGUAGCGUCUAUCAGAUUUUAUACUUAUCUCGGUUCUUUGCGCAGGUAUAUAAACAGCACGUAUGAGAAACUCCCUUUCCUAACAUUCACAACUUCUUAUCACAAGAUCCAAUAUCAUUUAUCGUCUACACAUCCAACUUCAUCCAACUUCAUCCUUAGACAUAUAACCAAAAACCUCGUCACAUUCACCGCACCCAUUCUUUUUUCUUCUUCCCUCUCCACACCUACCACCUGACAGCAUUUUUUUAUUUUUUAUUUCAAUACAUCACGUCACCCGUUAAUAUCGCCGACUACUUAGCAAAUAUAUCGACUUAGGUGUGUAGAUAUUUUGCAUUAAGGGUCAUCUUCGCGUCCUUUGAUAGACAUCUACAUUAACGGCGUCUGUGUCGUCUUGCGCCUUCUUCACCCAACAUCCUCCUCUACACGGUAACAUCAGUUCAUUAUCACAAUGGCCACUUUAACGUCGCUACCGACUGAGUUACUUCAUACGAUCGCCAGGGCUUCCACCGGAGAAGUACAGGAAUGUCGCCGAGUAUAUCUGAACGGACCAGCAGUAUUAAGAGAAGUUCGCAUCCUUGGACAGCAAGAUCUCAUGAACUUGACGUAUGUCAAUCGCCGACUCAACCUGGUCAUCAAUCUAGUUCUCUACCAGUAUAACAGGGACUACGGCGACUUCUACGCCAUUAAACACGCCGUUGUUCGCGAGAAUAUCGAGACCUUGGAACUCAUUCGCGCCAUGCAGUUCAAUAUACACUACCAUGGAUUGAGUAAAACGUCCUGCCACACGUUACACGUAGCCUGUGACUAUGGUAGUCUAAGAAUGGCUGAGUGGUUACUUCGUAACGGUGCUGCCUAUGAACAAUUGGAGACACGAGAAGCAUUUCCCCAGCCCAUGGCGCCAGAGGAAUUGUCUUGCCUGAGGUAUGCAAUGCACAAUCGAAACGAGAAAAUGGCAGUGCUACUACUUUCCCAUGGUGCGACACCUUACUUCAUAUUGGAAGACCACUACAUUGCGGGCGGCAAGUUAUCCACCGGCCAGUUUGAGACGGCACUUCACCAUGCCGCUAGAGCAAAGUUACCAGAAGUGGCGAAGUAUCUCGUGCAAGAAGCGGGAUUGCCAGUCGACGUAAUGAACUCCCACGAGGAAACACCUUUGUAUGAGUAUUUUCGACAUGAAUUUAAUUUACCAUACAUCGAGUACGAUAAACAUCGCGGCCCUGACAUCCGUUGCACCAAGGAGGACGUAACCAUGUUACAAUUAUUCAUUCGACUUGGAGCAGACGUUAAUUUCGAGCGACGCAACGAACCCCUCCUGCUUACGCACGCCCUGCGUAUGAGUUACUACGACCACGCCAACGUUUUGCUGGAUGCUGGUGCGAAAGUCAAGCAUGAUGUGCGAAGGGGACAAGGUAUCCCCGAACCUAUCCAAGCUUGCAUAAGGCACGAACCAGCGAGAUUCAGAGACGAUUAUGAAGCGUCCAAGAAACGUGAUAUCCUCAAGAAGCUUAUCGAAGGAGGAGUGGACCUAAAUGAGCGGCUCAUGGAAGGCUAUACACCACUAGAAGAAGCAGUCCUACUCGGUUUGCCUGAAACAGUCGUCGACCUCGUGGAACUCGGAGCUUCCAUCGGCCCAACAACGUUUGAUGGAGGCAACAUCCUAGAUUUCUUCCUGCGUCAUUACGAUGAAUUACCCUACGACAGAUUCAAGAAGGCUGAGAAGCUCACAGAAUGUGGUGCCCGAAUCGACAUGCCGCUGAUCACUACAGGCGAGUCGUUCCUAAUGGAACUCAUCGAGCGCUACGUCAAGGAGAAAAACGUAGUAGUUCCGCCCAUAGAACCCCUAUUAAUCCAAGCAGCCCGGGGCGGAAUGAAGCCGGAGUACCUGCACCACGUUCUCGAGAAGCAGGUCAGCCACGUCCCCAUCCGCUACACCGAGAGAGUGCAGAUCUGCAACUCACUCAUCGAGCACGGCGCCAAAUUGAAAGACGCCAACAUCGCGUCUACGGCCGCUUCGGAGUUCAUAGACAGUACUUCCCAGAGCUCCUGGUGCACCAAACCCUCGAUCACGGAGGAAGAAGCUUUGUUCGACUCCUUUCUCGAGAUGACGCCCAAGAAGUACCUGGAUGGCCUCCUUACGCGAGCUCAGUGUCUAGGGGACAAAGUAAACACCACCAAGAUACUGAAGAGUAUGGGGAGGGACAUGGUCCCGGGCUGAAGAAGGCGCGCGUUUUCGUCUAGCACCUUGGCGAGGAAACAGAACCAUCUUCUAUAGAUCGGUGAGGCACAAGUUGGCUACAAAUUUGCUCUAUAAGCAGACCUUUAGGAUGUCAACGGUGGAACAUAUGACAUAUGGCAGUCGCAAUGCUGCUUAUAAAAGAUGAUGGCGCCGACCCUGUCCUUUCAACGGACGAACUUCGCGUGAUGGUUAGAGCCCAUCAGUUAUCGAGUGCCUGCGCUAGGUCAUCCGUGGACGUUGAGUGAGGCAGAGACGCGGUGGGACUACUAGCGAGAUUAUAGAGUUAAGGGAAGGAAAAGAUGCAAGGGAGACGAGAAACUAGAUCCAAGCUGUGAGACUGAGCAUUCCCUUUCUCAAAUUGCUAUGCUUGAAAUAUGAUAAAUAUAGCUCAAUAAAUAGCUCUAAAGCAACACAACAUAA
Molecule: messenger RNA, 2661 nt
Organism: Annulohypoxylon truncatum
Lineage: Eukaryota; Fungi; Ascomycota; Sordariomycetes; Xylariales; Hypoxylaceae
Product: ankyrin repeat-containing domain protein
Exons: 2
Coding region: 454-2220 (588 amino acids)
Cellular component (GO): nucleus; cytoplasm
Molecular function (GO): protein binding
Source: RefSeq, a predicted model, not a curated record